CAUAUUUUAUCUAUUCUAUACAUUUUUGAUCAUAAGAAUUAGUUAUUAAAUUAUUUAUAAAUUAUCACUAUCAAAUUUGAUUGGUUAUCUGGUUAAGUACAUUAUUUUCUUGGGACCUGAAUAUCAAUAGUUAUUCAAUUGUUGUACCUACCUUUUUAAGUAACUUCAAGAUCAUAAUAAAAGAGAAAAUUAAAUAAAAGUAUUAUUUUUAAUACAGUAAUCAGUUUCUGAAAUAUACAUUUUAAACCAUAAAUUAUUGAUCUAUACUAAAUUACCUGCUAUACCUACAAAUGUCAACUAUCAUUUUAUUAAAUAAACAAAAAACACCAAAACUAAAAACCUGUAAUAAUAAUUUAAGGUGUAAUGCUAAGUAUAAUCAAAUCCAGUCAUACAUGCUGUGAUACAUAACGUUUCAUUCAGUAAAAAAAAAUGUUUAAAAAUGUUUUAACCUUUUUUUGAUUGUGUGUAACAUUUUAUUUUGAUGACCUAUAAUAUAGAACACAUUUAAAUUUAAAUAUGAGACAAAACAGUUUCUUCUUUCUUUACCAUCAUAUUAUGUUUGACGUUCGUGUUUGAUUUAAUACAAUCAUUUUUUAAUCUGUACUGACCUAUGACUUAUGAACUUUAUGCAUGUUUAUACUUUCAAACAAACAUGUUUAAAAAAAACUUUAAAAAGUAAUUUAAGUACUAGUUACUUUAUAUAUUUUUUAUUUAAUCAAUAAUUAUACCGUCUGUAUCCUAGUAACCAAAUUACUCAUUUUAUGUAUAGGAAAAAAAGAUAGUUCUAGGUACUUCAGUACUUGUAUAAACGUAAGUUGAUAAUAUCUUACACAGUUAUGAGUAAUAUUUUUACAUAACUAUCUCAAAGUCAAUAAUAUAAAUUAUUAAACCUAGUGACAAUGGUUAUUUCUUUAUUGGGUAUCACUCUUUAUUAGUAAUACUUGUGUUUAGUAAUGAAAUCAAUAAAAUCAAGAACAAAGCGUAUAGUACCACCUUUUAGUUCUCAAUCACGACAACCAAACACAAUUGUAGCUGGUCCUCCUCGAUCACGUUCAUGUCAAACACCAAUUGGAAAUACUGCAUUUCGUCGUUAUUAUGAUAGAGGUGACUUUAUGUUGUCUGUCGAUAGUGGGCGAGUUAUGUGGAAAACAUCAUUUGAAAAUAUAGAUUAUCACCAUUACUUACCAAUUUUUUUUGACGGAUUACGUGAAGUUGCAUACCCAUACCGUGCAGUGGCAGAGCGUGGAGCUACAGAUAUGCUAAAAAACGGUACACCAGAUCGUAUACUGCCUGUGGUGCCGCAAUUGAUCAUUCCAAUAAAAUUAGCACUUAACACUGGUCAUCCAGAUGUAGUUAUAGCAACAUUGAAAAUGGUUCAAACCUUAGUAACAUCAGCUGAUAUGGUAGGAGAAGCUCUAGUACCCUAUUAUAGGCAAAUUUUACCACCUCUCAAUGUAUACAAGAAUCUUAAUAAAAAUACUGGCGAUGGCAUUGAUUAUGCUCAAUAUCAACAAGAAGAUGUCGGGGACUUAGUGAAUAAUACUUUAGAAAUUCUUGAAAGACACGGAGGAGCUCAUGCUUUUAUUAAUAUUAAAUACAUGAUCCCAACUUAUGAGUCAAGUGUGGCAAACUAAUAUACUACAUUAUCAUAUAGAUCCUAAACAUUUUAAUUUCUCUAAUUGAUUUAUUAUUUCCUUAAAAGUAUAUUUUAGAAAUCUAAGUAUCUAUUAGAUGUUUGUU
Messenger RNA from Myzus persicae (green peach aphid), 1740 nucleotides. Its product is annotated as parkin coregulated gene protein homolog. The coding region runs from base 954 to 1634 and encodes 226 amino acids. Gene Ontology annotation, molecular function: Hsp90 protein binding; Hsp70 protein binding. The transcript has a single exon. The record is from RefSeq and is a predicted model, not a curated record. Lineage: Eukaryota; Metazoa; Arthropoda; Insecta; Hemiptera; Aphididae.